CGUAAGCCGCGGGCAGCAAACAUGAUCGAAGCGAUCGUACUCAUUUGGUACGCCACAACGACGGUCGGCGCGACGAACACGCUCGCGUACUGGCUCGUCACAUCACUAUUUGCGUGGAUUUUGAUGGGCCUCUUCACGCGCGGCCGCAACGAGGACCUCGAGGAGCUGCUGCGGAACGGAAAGGAAGAAGAAAAGGUCGAGUGCUGCGCGCCCUUCCAGGACCCGGCGGCCCUGGCCGCGGCGCAGCGGCCUUCCGUGAGGCGGUCGAGAAGCGGCCACCGCCUCGAGAUGUGCGCCGAAUUACCAAGAAGCGUGAACCCCUGGGUGAACGCGACGUGGCGCGUCACGAGCGCCGAGCGCCUGAAGAUGGCUCUAUUAGCCCCGUGGCUGCUCCCGGCCCGCGUCGCGUUUUUGGUGAUAGCGGCGAGCGGCGCGUCGUUCUUCGCGACGAUCGCUACAAUAGGCUGGGGCGCGCGGGCGCCGUCGGGUGAGUCGCUCCCGCUCACGACGCCGCCGGACGACGCCCGGUUGCCGCGCUGGCGGCGGGUCCUAGGCUUGCCUGUUUUACUGUUCGUGCGCCUCGCUCUGCUGGCUCUAGGCUUCUGGCGCGUCGAGGUGAGAGGGCGAGAAAAACUGGACGCAAACGCGAGGGUGCUCGUCUGCAACCACCUCAGCAUGGUCGAACCCCUCGUACUGCUCAUAGAGACGCGGUGCACGCCCGUCACCGCGUCGGCUUUCGCCAAAUUACCGGCGCUGGGCGCUGUUGGAAGGUUACACCAGUUGAUUUGGCUCGAAAGGGGCGACCCGGCGUCUCGUUCAAGAGUCGUCGACGCGAUUCAUCGACGCACAAGGCCCCAAGCUACCGAGUGGCCGCCUGUGUUAGUAUUCCCUGAAGGGACGACGUUAAACGGUAGGGCCUUGAUCUCGUUCAAGCCCGGGGCCUUCGCGCCUCAAGCUAAAGUGCAGCCGGCGGUCGCGCGGUUCCCCUUUGCGGUCAGAUGCGGUAUGGGAUUGGAUCCGUCCUGGUGCACCGCGGGCCCGCAGUUCGGCGAACUCUCACUCAGAAUGAUGCUGCAGCCCUGGAACCGGGUUCGCAUCGACUUUUUGGAUCCUAUUGAACCAUUGGAGGAGUCGACGGCCGCAUUUGGUGGGAGGGUGCGCCGGGCGAUGGCCGAUUCACUGGGCGUGCCGGUCACGGACCACUCCUGGGCGGACAUGUGGCUGAACAUGACGGCGCGGUGAUUAGCUGUGUGGAAAUCAUAUUUCAGGCGCCCCACGCCAUCGCCGCGACGUCGUUCUAACCUGAGUCACUGGUUGAUUUCCGCACAGGCAAUUGGGCCUGCCGCCGCACAAGACGCUCGUGCAGCUCAAAGCUUUACAGAAGGCCCUGCCCGAGACGCCCGUCGAGCGGCUGCGCGCGGCGGACGCCCUCAAGAGGUUCGCAAGGGCUGAUCAACAAAAACACGGCAAGUUGUCCGUGGUGCAGUUCCGGGCCGCGCUGCGCGGCAACGUCGUCGAGCAGCAGGAGGACCUGCGCCUCGACGAUAGUACCUUGGACGCGUUGUUUGCGAAGCUCGGGGGCGGCUCGGACGACAUCGACUUCUUCUCGUUCUUAGUCGGCUUCGCCGUGCUCGACGCGCUGCACUCGUGCGAGGACGGUGCACUAGACCUGGUGUUUAGUUUACUGGACGCGGACGGCGUCGGGAAGGUUCCUAGGAGCCGCGUCGACGUCGCUUUGCAGCUGCGGCCGGACGACGCUUCCAUUAGAGACGACGCGUUCAUCUCCGUGGACGCGCUCGAGGAGGUCGACGAGGACCCGCUGCUCGACGGGGACGCCUUCCGGGCCCACGUCCGUGCGAACCGCGAGCGGCUCUCGCGCACGUGGAGUGUUGUGUCAUAGUGUUUUUAUGUC
Molecule: messenger RNA, 1912 nt
Organism: Pelagomonas calceolata
Lineage: Eukaryota; Pelagophyceae; Pelagomonadales; Pelagomonadaceae
Source: the annotation of a GenBank genome assembly